GGCCAGUCUGGUUGGGGGGGUGGCCUGUGCCACCCCGCUGGACACGCCACUGCCAGGUACCCGGGCAGCCGCUGCCUUUCCCGGUGCAGAUGUGACGAGCUUCCCUGCCCGCUGCUCAGCUGGCUGUGCGCAGAGCUGAGGGACUCUCUGCCCGGAGCUACGAGACUCAGGAGGGUCAGGCCUCGCUGUGCUGACCUCCGAGUGUUGGACCCGUCCACUCUCAACAAAGUCGCUGAGUUCCUUGUAUCAGAAUUGCAAGCAGCUCGCAUUAUCAAGUACAAAGAGUCACAUCCUGACGAGCGGGCGACAGAAGCGGACUCUGAAAAAGAGCAGCGAGUUGAAGAUCUGAGCCGUGACUUUUGUGAGGAAAACGAAGGCGAUGACGGUUCGGGUGAAAACGGGAGGAAGGCAGAGAUGCAAGCAGAAUGGAUUUUACUUCUGCGUGCUCUCAACAUGGACGCCUCCUCUCGGUUUGAGGACGUUUUGAACGAGGUGAAUGAGAGGCUUUCUCGCCUACCAAGUGGAGACAUGACUAAACCUCUUCUCAGCACCGGCCUCAGCUCAGAGCAGUGGCUUCAAGUGAAAAAAAUGAAUGAAAUUCUGUCCGAGGACUAUCGGCGUCGGCGACAAAUGAUGGUCAUGCGCUUUCAGGUUACGCUUGAAUCAUUUGCAUGGGGAGAAAAACAAAAGGAGCGCAGUGCUGCGCUGGCUUCGGCACCUAAUCUUGCGUCCCUCAUUGGCUCCUCCCAAGUGUCUCCAUCUCUGCUGCUCGCUGCCAGAGAGGAUCAGUGCUUCAUUGACCCGGUCAAAGCUGGAACAAGCACCUCUGUUUACAAGACGUUGAUGGGCAGCGUACCAGACAGAGGAGGACGACCUGGGGAAAUUGAGCCUCCUAUGCCAGCAUGGACAGGGAGAAGCUCGAAAGGCAGCAGAGGGGGAUGGGGAGGCGGACAAUCUCAUAAGAAUAAGAAGAAGAAAGGGAAAAAAGAUUAACUUGUCCAUCUUUUUGGCCUUACUCAUCAAUUUAAGAAAUAAGCGAUCAUUUUGCUUUAUUGAAAUCCUUGUUGCGAGGUAAACUACGAUUGGGAAGUGCUGUAUAUAAUUUUGUAGUUAUAAAUCUGUGUAUAAUUUAUAGUUAUAAGUCAUGCACAUACCAGAUUGUGUACAUUUCUAUAAAAGCAAUGAAGUACUGGUACAUGACCAGAUAUUUUGGUAAAAGAGCAGAAAAUGGGAAAAAAUCUUGGCUUUCCACAUUUAUCAGUAGGUUUGUUUAAGAAUAAACCUCUGAAACACA
Oreochromis aureus is the source of this 1294-nucleotide messenger RNA. RefSeq names its product protein FAM98B-like. The record is from RefSeq and is a predicted model, not a curated record. Lineage: Eukaryota; Metazoa; Chordata; Actinopteri; Cichliformes; Cichlidae. Gene Ontology annotation, cellular component: tRNA-splicing ligase complex. The transcript has 9 exons. The annotation marks the transcript as partial.